GCAUCGAGGCAGCCGUGCCGCAUCCCGUGAUGAGGUCGCGGGUGGUGGGCGCCGGGCUGUUGCUUCUGCUGCAGCUGGUGCUGGUGCUCGGAGCGGUGCGGCCCCCGGGCUGCACCGACCCUCGGCGCUGCACCGACCCUCCGCGCCGCUACACCCCGGACUGGCCGAGUCUGGACUCCCGGCCGCUGCCGGCCUGGUUCGAUGAAGCCAAAUUCGGGGUGUUCGUACACUGGGGCGUGUUCUCGGUGCCCGCCUGGGGCAGCGAGUGGUUCUGGUGGCACUGGCAGGGCGCGAAGCUGCCACAGUACGAGAACUUCAUGAAAGAGAACUACCCGCCCGAUUUCAGCUACGCCGACUUCGGGCCAAGGUUCACGGCGCACUUCUUCCAUCCCGACAGCUGGGCUGACCUCUUCAAGGCCGCCGGGGCCAAGUAUGUAGUCCUGACGACAAAGCAUCACGAAGGCUACACAAACUGGCCAAGCCCUGUGUCUUGGAACUGGAACUCUAAGGAUGUGGGGCCCCAUCGUGAUUUGGUUGGUGAGUUGGGAACAGCCAUCCGGAAGAGGGACAUACGCUAUGGACUAUAUCAUUCACUUUUAGAAUGGUUCCAUCCUCUCUACCUACGUGAUAAGGAAAAUGGCUUCAAAACACAGUCCUUCGUCCAUGCAAAAACAAUGCCAGAGCUCUAUGACCUUGUUAACAGGUAUAAACCUGACUUGAUUUGGUCUGAUGGAGAGUGGGAAUGUCCUGAUACUUACUGGAACUCUACAGGUUUUCUUGCUUGGCUCUACAAUGAUAGCCCAGUUAAGGAUGAGGUCGUAGUAAAUGACCGAUGGGGUCAGAACUGUUCCUGUCACCAUGGAGGAUACUACAACUGUAAAGAUAAAUUCCAGCCAGAGACCUUGCCACAUCACAAGUGGGAGAUGUGCACCUCCAUAGACCAGCGGUCCUGGGGCUACCGUCGAGACAUGGAGAUGGCUGACAUUGCAAGCGCAUCCACCAUCAUUUCGCAACUGGUUCAGACAGUAAGUUUGGGAGGCAACUAUCUUCUCAACAUUGGACCAACCAAAGACGGACUGAUUGUUCCCAUCUUCCAAGAAAGGCUACUUGCUGUUGGGAAGUGGCUGAGCAUCAAUGGAGAGGCUAUCUAUGCCUCCAAACCAUGGAGAGUACAGUCUGAGAACUCCUCUGUGUGGUAUACCUCUAAAGGAUUAGCUGUUUAUGCCAUUGUACUGCACUGGCCAGAAUAUGGAAUCUUAAGGCUUAUAUCCCCUAUAGCUACUUCAACCACAGAGGUAACAAUGCUGGGAAUCCAAAACGAUCUGAAGUGGUCCCUAAAUCCAGAUAAAGGUCUCCUCGUGUUCCUGCCCGAGUUACCACCCUCUGCUCUUCCAACUGAGUUUGCUUGGACCAUAAAGCUGACAGGAGUGAAGUGAUCAUUGGAGUUCAAGAAGAAAGGGACACCGCCUGCACUUUGAUUUUCCUCUUUUAUCGCCAUCUUUAUAAUAAACGACUCUUCUCUACUCCGAAAUCCCUUUUCCAACACAUUUUAAUAAAUGGAACAGAUGAUGUUA
Budorcas taxicolor (takin) is the source of this 1574-nucleotide messenger RNA. RefSeq names its product alpha-L-fucosidase 1 (gene FUCA1). Gene Ontology annotation, biological process: fucose metabolic process; glycoside catabolic process. The transcript has 8 exons. The coding region runs from base 30 to 1436 and encodes 468 amino acids. Lineage: Eukaryota; Metazoa; Chordata; Mammalia; Artiodactyla; Bovidae. Gene Ontology annotation, cellular component: lysosome. The record is from RefSeq and is a predicted model, not a curated record. Gene Ontology annotation, molecular function: alpha-L-fucosidase activity.